Arvicanthis niloticus (Nile rat) is the source of this 1400-nucleotide messenger RNA. NCBI's taxonomy places the organism in Eukaryota, Metazoa, Chordata, Mammalia, Rodentia, Muridae. The record is from RefSeq and is a predicted model, not a curated record.
UGGGGAGGACCCGUAGCCCCAGCCUCCACUGGCGUCCGUAGCCGGGAAACCCGGCGUCUGGCGCUUUAGCCUGAAGUCCACGAUGUCGGGUGAGGAAGUCCCGAACAGGGCAGAGUCCUCCGAGGCCCGUGCGGCCGCGGUCAGCGACAUCCAGGAGCUGAUGCGACGCAAGGAGGAGAUCGAGGCUCAGAUCAAGGCUAAUUAUGACGUCCUGGAGAGCCAAAAAGGAAUUGGCAUGAGUGAGCCGCUGGUGGACUGUGAGGGCUAUCCCCGGGCAGAUGUGGACUUGUACCAGGUCCGAACAGCAAGACACAACAUCAUCUGUCUCCAGAAUGAUCACAAGGCACUGAUGAAGCAGGUGGAGGAGGCCCUGCACCAGCUACACGCUCGGGACAAAGAGAAGCAGGCUCGGGACAUGGCUGAAGCCCGAGAAGAGGCCAUGAGCCACUUGCUGGGCUCCAGCAGCCCCACCCUGCCCCAGGCCUUUGCCAGAGUGAAAAGUAUCAGCCCUGGUUCCCCAGCCAGUAUUGCGGGUCUGCAGGUGGACGAUGAGAUUGUGGAGUUCGGCUCCGUCAACACCCAAAACUUCCAGUCACUGCAGAACGUGGGCACUGUGGUGCACCACAGCGAGGGGAAGCCCCUGAAUGUGACAGUGAUCCGCAGAGGGGAGAAGCACCGGCUCAGACUGACUCCAACCCGCUGGGCAGGAAAAGGACUGCUGGGCUGCAACAUUAUUCCUCUCCAAAGAUGACUGUUUCCUGCAUUUGCAGGAAAGCUGCUUCAGCUGGCCCUGUGCUUGGGCCCGGGAGGGAUUUCCUCGUUCUCUUGGCUCCCAGAAGUGUAAGGAUCUGGAAGAGAGCGGCUGAUGCCUGAGCAUUGAGUUGGAAGGGAUGCUCUGGCUGCCUGAUGUAACCUCUCUGGGUUGAGGCAUUAUUAAAAAUGUGAUUCGUGCCUAGCUACGUCUUGUGCAAAUUAGGCCAUAGCCUGUCUGGGAAUUCUCUAGAUUAUGAGCCAGUGAGUGGGGAUGACUCUGGCAGGUAAUGAUCUGAUCUCCCUCCCUCCCUCCUUUCUUUCCUUUCUUUCUUCCGAGACAGGGACUCAGUGUGUAAUUCUGACUGUCCCAGAACUCAAUGUAUAGACCAGGCUGGCCUUAAGCUGUCAGAGAUCCUCCUGCCUCUACCUCAUUAGUGUUGGGAUUAGAGGCAUAUACUGACAUGGUAGGCUAGACUUUGAGGAAUAUGUAUUAUACAUAUAUAAUUUAUACUUAUCUUUGAGAAUUUCAUAUAUGCACAUAGUACAUUUCUAUAUUUCCUGUCUCCCUCAGACCUCUCCUCAUACCCACUUCCCAGCUUCAUGCCCUCUUUUUUUCUUUUUAAAUAAAUAACCUACUAAGUGCAAUU